Messenger RNA from Nezara viridula (southern green stink bug), 1884 nucleotides. NCBI's taxonomy places the organism in Eukaryota, Metazoa, Arthropoda, Insecta, Hemiptera, Pentatomidae. The record is from the annotation of a GenBank genome assembly.
GUUUUUUGUUUUUAACAAAAUAUUUAAAAUUUUAGUACUAGUGUACACAAAGAAUUUUGUAAGACGCCUUAAAAUUGUUUAUAUAGUUGACUUGGGACCCAAAAAUAUACCUGUGUACACACUACCUGAGUAAAUUGCCCUGGGAAACCCUAGAUGGUGGGGGUUAGCAGUACCCUCUCGUCCCCUCCCUCCCAGUUUCUCCUCACAACCUCAGUCUGCUUCCAGCAGUCAUGACAUGCUAGUCUUGUGCUCGCAGUGCUCUAGUUAUAAGACUGUGUCUAGUUCGUCUAGUUCGUUUUCCCUGGUCACUGGUUACUUCUGUUAGCUCGCCUAGCAGUGUGCCAAGAAUAUACCUUCAAAGGACUUUCGCUACAAAUGGAUUAUCUUAUGAGUGCAGCUAUGAACUCAGACGGUUAUUUGGCAAGAUUGGGCGGGGGGAUGGCCAGCAGUUAUCUCAAGGGUACAGGGAUGCAGCCAAUGCACCACCAGUAUCAUCAUGGCCACGUUCCAACUCUAACUACGCAUUUCGGCCUCACCCAUCAUCUAGACUCGCCCUUACCCUACCCACAAGGUAUGAACCCGAGAAAGCAAAGGAGAGAGAGGACGACGUUCACGAGGGCGCAGCUCGACGUACUGGAAUCCCUCUUCGCCAAGACGAGGUACCCGGACAUCUUCAUGAGGGAGGAAGUCGCCCUCAAGAUCAGCUUACCAGAAUCGAGAGUACAGGUUUGGUUCAAAAACCGAAGGGCCAAGUGUCGCCAGCAACUGCAACAACAGCAGGCCGCUGCAGCCAACAAGCAAAGUCCUCCUGGAAAGGCUCCAGUGAAAGGCAAGUCACCCCAGUGCUCUCCACUGGGCCUCUGUGAAGUGAAGAGCGAGCCUGGCAAAGGUUGUUCUCCAUUGGGCUCAGCUCCAAGUUCAGGCGUAGGCACACCUUCACCACCACUGGCAGCUGCUUACCCUCAACAUGAUAUUCAGUCAUGGUGCUGGAGCCAGCAGGGCUAUCCUCCACAAAGUUACUCCUACUAUGGCCAUGAAUACUUCGCUCCAGCCCCUAGCACCUCCCAGGGGUAUUCUGGAGCAAGUGGCUAUGAAUACCAAUACCGUGGACAAGACUGUGCUCAUGAACCUCCUCCUCCUCCUCCUCCUCCUCCUCAUUCACAUUCUCAUGGAUACCAUGUAGUCUAGUCAGUCACUGUUAUCUCUACACCGAUUGUUAACAAACGUUUCUUCACCUGUUUGGUUUGUUCCUAGAAGAGGGUGAUCAAUUUCUUUUUCUAGUUACUUUGCGUUAUUAAACGCACACUUCUCUGAAUGUAUAUUCGAAACGUUUGAAAUAGAUGAUGUAAGUACAUUUAAACGGACAAAUAUAGAGUAACAGCAUCGUCUUUCAAUUUAAUUUUCUUAUUCUCAGUUACGUAUUAUAAUUCUUUAUUUUUUUACAUAGUAGAUUUUUUUUGUAUUACACGUAAGAUUAGUUUCACGACACUGCUCUCUGAAACUUUAUUUCUGUAAAGUUUAUUUAAGUGUUUUUGUACAUAUACAUAUGUACAUAUAAAUAUAUAUAUAUUUAUAUAUAUAAAUAUUUAACUUUAUAAUAAGAGUUUUGUUUAUUAAAGUAGUAACUGUAAUAAGUUGAUUUAGGAAAAACCUUGAAUGAAGAUGAUGUGAUAUAGUAUUAAAAUUUAAUUUCUGAAAUUUAAUAUUAAUUAGAAAGACAAUUCAAGCAAAAGAAUUUGCCUGUAGUUAGUUCAUAACUAUUUUUAUUAAGUAGAUUAAAUUUUCAAUUUUUUUUUUAAUACUGAUUGUUUUGACAUGAAUAGAUAAUAAAAAAAAUUAUUAAUUAUGAUUCUUUCCCAGUCUUUAUUGUUUUGACUUAUAGAA